Molecule: messenger RNA, 2474 nt
Organism: Helianthus annuus (common sunflower)
Lineage: Eukaryota; Viridiplantae; Streptophyta; Magnoliopsida; Asterales; Asteraceae
Product: probable polygalacturonase
Exons: 5
Coding region: 604-2034 (476 amino acids)
Biological process (GO): carbohydrate metabolic process
Molecular function (GO): polygalacturonase activity
Source: RefSeq, a predicted model, not a curated record
ACUAUAAAUCGCGGGACUAAAAGGUGAGCAGGGUUAUGGACUCUUAACAGCGAUUGCUGGUACAACGUAUUCUUAACACCACCAGUGACUCGCAUACCAUUCUCAACAUGGGUGCAACCUCUAAUUCAUCUUCUUAACCACAUUCCUUGUAAAAUACCACCGCCUAAACCAGGAUGUCUUGCUUUCAAUACAACCAUCACAGAAGAUGAUUACAUGGCUGUCUCAGGCCAACUCGGUAAUCCAGGUGAGUUAUGCGAAACUUUCGUAAUACUCCAACAAGCCUUUUAACCAUCACCCUCUCAACUUGGUGAUAUAUUCAUGCCCGGUAUUAUCGACUCCGCAGCAACGCGCGGGUCUCCCACUAGUUAAUAUAGAUGUAUAAGUUUAGGGGUCUUUUUCAUGUGAUAUAUAAAACAAAAAGAUUGCCACUUUCGUCUUGUUCCACCCUGACCAAAACAUAUGUAUGAACACCAUUCCCACACGCUCUUCACAAACCCAAAUCAACCCCUCCAAAUUCCCAUUUCUUUCCUCUCUAAAUCCAUCCACCAAUAACACCACAUGCAUGUAUCCCACCAUUAACCAAAACCCAUCAAAUCCACCAUCAUGAUGGACAUUAACGACCACCCAAUCCUCAACAAACUAAUCGCCACCGUCAAAAAACCAUCAUGGGCUUUUCCCCUCCUUCUCUUCACCCUCUUCAUCAUCCUAAGCCUCCAAAUCACCAAAAACGAAUCCGGGUUCUCAACCCGACCCGUUUCCCAUACGGGUUUUCAGUUUGAGCUAUCCGGGUCGGGUACGUGUGACGGGUCGGUGCCGGUGCGGGCGGUGAAGAGGUCGAUUGUGGAGUUUGGUGGGGUCGGUGACGGAGUGACGUCCAAUACGGCGGCGUUUAGGGCGGCGAUGAGGUGGAUGAAGGAGUUUGAAGGGAGGGGUGGGGCCCAGUUGAUUGUUCCUAAGGGGCAAUGGGUUACUGGUAGUUUUAAUGUUGUGAGUGAUUCUACUUUGUUUCUUGAAGAAGGUGCUCUUGUCAUGGGCUCUCAGGAUCCGAAAGAAUGGCCUAUAAUCGAGCCAUUACCAUCUUACGGAAGAGGAAGAGAAAGAUUGGGAGGGAGACAUAUAAGCUUGAUUCAUGGUGAUGGUCUCACAAAUGUUGUCAUUACAGGGCAAAACGGAACAAUCGAUGGGCGCGGCAAGAUGUGGUGGGACCUAUGGUGGAAUAGGACAUUGGAACACACUAGAGGCCACCUUGUUGAAAUCAUGAACUCAAAGAAUAUACUCAUUUCCAACCUUACAUUUCGCAAUUCUCCAUUUUGGACCAUCCACCCUGUUUACUGCAGUAAUGUUGUAAUAAAAGACAUGACAAUAUUGGCUCCGCUAAACGCUCCGAAUACUGAUGGCAUAGACCCAGAUUCAUGUACAAACGUAUGUAUCGAAGAUUGUUACAUAGAGAGCGGGGAUGAUCUUGUAGCCGUAAAAAGCGGGUGGGACCAAUACGGGACAUCCAUGGCCCGCCCGAGCUCCAACAUUAUCAUCAGACGAGUAUCGGGAACAACCCCGACAUGUUCAGGAGUCGGGAUCGGUAGUGAAAUGUCAGGCGGUGUUUCAAACAUCCGAGUGGAAAAUCUUCACAUCCGAAACUCGGCAGCCGGUGUUCGAAUAAAAACCGACAUAGGUAGAGGGGGGUAUAUUGAAAAUAUCACAAUUACAAACAUUACAAUGGAGAAUGUUAAGGUGCCCCUAAGGUUUAGCCGAGGUGCCGAUGACCACCCUGAUGACGGGUGGGACCCGAAAGCCCUACCGAAGAUUAAGGGUAUAUUUAUAAGUAAUGUAGUUAGUUAUAACUCGAGAAAAGCGCCUAUGCUGCUAGGGAUGGAGGGUGCGCCUUUUGAAGGAAUAUGUAUGAAAAAUGUUAGUUUGCUUGGUUUACCGCCAACGGCGCGAUGGAACUGUGAACACAUAUCGGGAUUCGUUAAUGGUGUUUUGCCGGCACCGUGUUCGUUGUUGCAAAGAAACGCGUCGGUCACUUGUGCAUAGGGGAUUGAUACGGAGUUGAUCCAUGAGCUGGCAGACUCGUAUUUGGAACAACGGGACAUAGACAAACGGGGCUAGAAAAGGUUGACUUAAAAUGGGCAUAACUUGGACUGUGUCUGGUGUUAUGUGGCCCAUAAGUAAUGGACAGAAACGUUUCAACGGGAUGGAUCAUGUGGCAAACACCAUAGGCGAUUAGUCCCAACAUUUGGACCCAAAUUUCAUAGUCAAAGAUUUUCCCCCAAUUAUUUGAGUUUUAAUUCUUUUUUUUUCAUGGAAAAAACGUGUGAAUAUUUGUUUUGGGCAAUUCACAUGUUUCUUUAGGAAGUCAAUUCAUAAUUUUACAGUAAAUUUCUAUUUUUUAAACUCAGCUCAAUGUGUAUAUUUGGAUGUACCUUACAAAAAAAAAGGUUUAUUGGUUUAAUUAAUCAAUAAUAUUUUCUUUA